AUGUCCUUCAGCACCAGCGCAAGAAGGGAUACAGGAGCUACAGCCACGGAUUUGUCGCGCUGGAACGACUCGCCAGUGGGAAGCGUCGGGUCGCACCACCUUGCAGGACAAAGGCGAAGAUCGAUGUCGUUCUCAGAAUCGAUCCAAUCCUCCGCCCGCACGGGCCAGAACCCGCUAGAUAUGUCUGCCCAGGAAAUGCGGGGCCCCAAUGGGUUCAGAAGAUCGUUUAUCCAGCACAAGUCGCUCAAGUUGCACGGCAGGAGGGCCAACUUUUUGACUCGGAACUUCAACGAGUUCUUGUCGCUAUAUGGACAUUUUGCGGGCGAAGACUUGUCCGAGGAGGAGGAGGGCCAGGAACAAGAUCAGGAUGAUGAGGACGAGGAGUCUGCACUUUUGCAUGUGAUUCGCCACGAGUACACGCGGCAACAGCAGAAUCGGGGCGACGAUUCUGCGUCUGUGGCUAUUGAAGACGAUGAGUACGGCCCAGAGACAAUGCCCCAUCACAAGGUGAAAAAGAAGACCAGCACGACAAAAGCCGUGCUUCUUCUACUGAAAUCGUUCGUGGGCACCGGGGUGCUUUUCCUCCCCAGGGCGUUCCACAACGGCGGGUGGUUGUUCAGCACGGUGUGUCUCUUCUUUUGCGCGAUAGUGUCGUUUUACUGCUUCAUGCUCUUGAUAGACACCAAGACCAAAGUGGGCGUGGACGGGUACGGUGAGUUGGGAGCACGUCUGUUCGGGCCCAAGCUGAAGUUCACCGUGCUCUCGUCGAUCGUGCUGUCGCAGAUCGGGUUUGCUGCCGCAUACACGGUGUUCACGGCCACGAACUUGCAGGCCUUUUUCAGUCACGUAUUCCGGUUGGAGUACUCGCUGGUAUUCUGGAUCAUGGUGCAGCUGGUGUUCUACCUACCGUUGUCGUUGACACGGAACAUCGCGAAGCUCAGUGCCACGGCUCUCUUGGCCGAUGUGUUCAUUCUCUUGGGACUCGUGUACGUGUACUACUACUCGUCAUACUACAUUUUCCAACACCACGGCAUCGCCUCGGACACAAUGCUCAUGUUCAACAAGAGCGACUGGACCCUUUUCAUCGGGACCGCGAUAUUCACGUACGAGGGUAUCGGGCUCUUGAUCCCGAUCCACGAGUCCAUGGAGCAUCCGAACCAGUUCAAGCCAGCGCUCUUGUACGUGAUUUUGCUCGUGACGGUGAUAUUCGUGUCGUGCGGGCUGGUGUGCUACGCAGCGUUUGGAGACAAGGUGGAAACGGUCAUUUUGCUCAACUUCCCCUCGGACUCGAUAUUCACAAACGCGGUCCAGCUCAUCUACGCGCUUGCCAUCUUGCUCUCGACGCCGCUACAGUUGUUCCCCGCCAUAAAGAUCCUCGAGAACAAGCUGUUCAACAAGAACGCUUCGGGGAAACACAACCCGAGGGUGAAAUGGCACAAGAACUAUUUCCGCAGCGUGGUCGUUCUGGUGACGGUGCUCAUUGCGUGGCUCGGAGCCAACGACUUGGACAAGUUUGUGUCGCUCAUCGGGUCGUUCGCGUGCAUUCCGCUCAUCUACAUCUAUCCACCGUUGUUCCACUUCAAGGUGCACGAGCACGACCGGGCGUUGCAAGCGGUAGACCUUGCGAUCCUGCUGUUUGGCGGCGCCGUGAUGGCAUACACCUCGUACCAGACGGUGUCGCUGUGGGUGGGAUAG
Kluyveromyces marxianus DMKU3-1042 is the source of this 1695-nucleotide messenger RNA. RefSeq names its product Avt3p (gene AVT3). The record is from RefSeq and is a predicted model, not a curated record. Gene Ontology annotation, biological process: amino acid transmembrane transport. Gene Ontology annotation, molecular function: amino acid transmembrane transporter activity. The transcript has a single exon. NCBI's taxonomy places the organism in Eukaryota, Fungi, Ascomycota, Saccharomycetes, Saccharomycetales, Saccharomycetaceae. The coding region runs from base 1 to 1695 and encodes 564 amino acids.